This is a messenger RNA of Thamnophis elegans (Western terrestrial garter snake), 1011 nucleotides long. It is a transcript of the gene ATP6AP1L, whose product is annotated as ATPase H+ transporting accessory protein 1 like. The transcript is spliced from 7 exons. The record is from RefSeq and is a predicted model, not a curated record. Lineage: Eukaryota; Metazoa; Chordata; Lepidosauria; Squamata; Natricidae. Bases 1 to 1011 code for a protein of 336 amino acids. Gene Ontology annotation, cellular component: proton-transporting V-type ATPase complex.
AUGAGUUUGCUUCAAAGGUGGGUUGCUGUUGGUUUGGUGUGGUUUGGUAGUGGCCUGGAGCAGCUGAGAGCGAAUUGGUUGUUUGUAUUCUCUGAUCAAGAUCCACUCCAGAGAAAUGGUCGACGGUAUGAUGGCAGUGUGAAGCCCAAAAUUAAUUUACAACAAGUAGCAAUAACACAGAUUGGCAAUUACAAUGUAAGCACUAAAGAGAAUUUGGAGAAAGAAUCUUUGUUUCACAGUCACUACAGUCCACUGAAUGUCACUGUUAAUGGAAGCCCCUGCAUUCUAUUCUGGGCCAGAAGGAUCAUGAUUAAGUUUCAGAACCACACUCAGCUGGAUCUAACAGACAAAACAUUUGGUGUUCACGCAUCGGUGGAUGUUGCUGAUUCAAAUUGCAGUGAAGAAAAUGCAAUGCUUUCACUUAAUUUUGGUGACAUUGACAAUUUGAAAGGAUUUGUUAUCAGAUUCAUUCUGACAAACAGUUACUACAAGCUCUCCAUUCAAAAUUGGUUUACCUUACACAGAAUCCAGCUUAUUUACAAUCAAUCUGUACAAGCAACAUUCAAUGCAACACGAAUACAUGCACCAGCAAUCUAUUCUUAUCACUGUGAACAUGUUAGCAACUUGCAGAGAUAUGAUGCACUAUUAACACCCAGCUCUGCAAAUGAUGAAGCCAAGCACUGGGAAGUUACUUUUAUUGACUUUCAGAUUCAAGGAUUUAACAUUGAAGAUGGACAGUUUGCUUAUGCAAAAGAUUGUGCUUCCCUCUUCCCACCAGCCAUUCUAAUGGGUCUAGUGAUGUCUCUGAUACUGCUUCUUGUUUUAGCUUAUGCUCUUCACAUGUUGAUGCACUUAAAAUCCAUUGACAGACAUUAUGAAUGCAAAGCAUCUUCUGCUUAUUAUCCACAGAUGAAAGAUAUUGAUACAGCAGAUGAAAAAGAGCCCCUGAGAAUCGAUGGGCAUGAAACCUAUGAACUUAGAAGCCAACAAUAUUCUAAAAUCUAUAUCUAA